Schistocerca gregaria is the source of this 865-nucleotide messenger RNA. RefSeq lists its product as uncharacterized. The record is from RefSeq and is a predicted model, not a curated record. Bases 1 to 651 code for a protein of 216 amino acids. NCBI's taxonomy places the organism in Eukaryota, Metazoa, Arthropoda, Insecta, Orthoptera, Acrididae. The transcript has 5 exons.
AUGUAUUCUGAUAACAAUUUGAAACAAAAAGUUAAAGUAUUAGAUAAUAGACGAAGACAAUCGCCAAAGGACAAAUUUCCUAAAAGGCCUGGACAGAAACCACUUCCUAAGCAGACACCUCGAAGUAAUCCAAGUCAAAAGAGUAAAAAACAUGAUGCAAAUGGAAUAGUAGAUGGAAUAGUGCCUGACAUCCCAAAUGAAGUAUUUGUGGAAAUCUUGACUCAGAGGUUUGCAGCUCUGGAGCAGCCAUUUGGAAUCAUUAUUGAGAGCUUAGACAGUGUUUUCCUUUGUCCUGAAACUACUGUUUUGUCUGCUGUUUUCCAAGCUGUUGGUAAUCUGAAAUUUCUUCAUUGUGUAAUACUGUAUGAUUCUUUUCCAAGAUAUUUUGAAAGAAAAGAAGCAGAAGAAAAUCACAAAAAAGAAGAAGAAGAGAAUAAAAUAAAGCAUCUUGAGCAAAUGACUGUUGAGGAAAUAAGUGACUUGUCAGAUGAUGAUGUGAUGCUGUACAAUAACCUGCAGUUGGAGAAACGAAGGGAGAAAUUUAAACUGAAGAAGGAGGAAAGAGCAAACAGAAAAGAAAUGAAAAUUCUACAAGAAGCCCUUAAAAAGAAGGUCUGCACAAAGGAAAGGACUAACACCAGAAGAAAUUGAGCGUCUUCUUCUGCAAUCAUCUUUUGAAGAAAACUACGCAGAUUUCUCUGACAGCAAUGAGGAAGCACAAAUAAUUGAAACUGCAGAUCAUUACAGCGAAUCUGAGCAGUCAUGCAUUGACAGGAAUGAAGUGAAAGGAAUGCCAUGUGAUGACAGCCAUUUUUAUAUUGAUAAGGACCAAGAAACUUUGUGGAUAAAUAAUCCGAUAGCACUG